Molecule: messenger RNA, 2275 nt
Organism: Xiphophorus couchianus (Monterrey platyfish)
Lineage: Eukaryota; Metazoa; Chordata; Actinopteri; Cyprinodontiformes; Poeciliidae
Gene: cyp2u1
Product: cytochrome P450, family 2, subfamily U, polypeptide 1
Exons: 5
Coding region: 473-2086 (537 amino acids)
Biological process (GO): xenobiotic metabolic process
Cellular component (GO): cytoplasm; intracellular membrane-bounded organelle
Molecular function (GO): iron ion binding; oxidoreductase activity, acting on paired donors, with incorporation or reduction of molecular oxygen, reduced flavin or flavoprotein as one donor, and incorporation of one atom of oxygen; heme binding
Source: RefSeq, a predicted model, not a curated record
ACCGUGUUUUUUUGAAGUGGGUUUUAAAUGGUAUUUCCUCCAAGAAGACACCAUGAACUAGAAAACAUGUUGGCCAAGUUACUGUCACUAAAGACAGACGAUUUGGUGGUGAGUGAGUGUCCACUGGUCCUUCAGGUUGGGGAUGUGAACUGAUAAACUUCAGGUAAAAGCACAAACAAAAGCUCUGAAGAGGGUUAGCUUAAAAAGGCUGAUAAUCAACCAGAUAAUCAGCCACUGGUUAAAAAUGAGGUCCUUGUGGAAGAGCAAUAAGUGACUUGGUCUUGAAAGACUGCAAUGAAAAACACAAAAUCGACCGCAUUUCCGAAUUCCACCAAUCAGAGCACGCUUAGAGCGGAGUCAGCCAAUAGGAACGCAGCAACAGUUCCAGCCUCCGUAUGAAACAGGAAGAUAAAGUUCUGGCCCGCUGCUGUUGUUGUUGGUGUAAUCCCGGAGAUGUCAGCUCCCUGACAGCAUGGGCUCACUGUCAUGGCUGGCAGACCUCAGCAGCUCCGCUCUGUCUCCUCCAAACCUGCUGCCAUUGCUGCUCUUCUUGGUGGUUUUUUAUCUGGUCCGUUUCUAUCAGAGGCAGCGCGGCAUCUACAGGAACAUCCCGCCAGGUCCGCGGCCGUGGCCGGUGCUCGGUAACUUCGGCGGCCUUCUCCUGCCUCCCUUCAUCAGGCGGAGGUUCGGACAGACCUCCAACCGGAACAUCGGCGUCAUGGAGGCUUUAACGUCCCAAGCCAGCAUCUACGGGAACAUCUACAGCCUGUUUGUGGGCAGUCAGCUGAUCGUUGUCCUGAACAGCUUUGAUGUGGUGAAGGACGCGCUGUCAAACCAUCCAGAUGUGUUCUCAGACCGGCCAGAUGUUCCGACUAUCUCCAUACUCACCAAACGGAAAGGAAUCGUGUUCGCUCCCUAUGGGCCGGUCUGGAGAAAGCAGCGUAAGUUCUGCCACGCCACCCUCAGGAACUUCGGAUUUGGUCGGCUGAGUUUGGAGCCGUGCAUUCAGCAGGGCGUGGCCGCCGUCAAAACGGAGCUGCUGAGCGGCGAGCACGGCGCCUGCGGCGUCGACCCCUCCAGGCUGAUCAGCAACGCCGUGUCGAACGUCAUCUGCUCCCUGAUCCUGGGUCAGCGCUUCCAUCACGACGACCCUGAGUUCCGCGGCAUCCUGGACCUGAUGUCGCGCGGGUUGGAGAUCUGCAUAAACAGCCCCGCGGUGCUCAUCAACAUCUUCCCGCUGCUCUACUACCUGCCCUUUGGGGCGUUCAGGGAGCUGCGGCGGGUGGAGAGAGACAUCACGGUGUUCCUGAAGAAGAUCAUCGGGAGCCACAGCAACACUUUGGAUCCCAACAACCCCAGAGACCUGACUGACAUGUACCUGAUGGAGAUGCUGGCUCAGCAAGCCGCAGGAGAGCAGGACAGCAGCUUCACAGAGGACUAUCUCUUCUACAUCAUCGGAGACCUCUUCAUCGCCGGAACCGACACCACCACCAAUUCAGUUCUUUGGGUUCUGCUCUACCUGGCCCUGUACCCUGAUAUCCAAGACCAGGUCCAAGCAGAGAUCGACAGAGUGGUGGACCGACGCCGCCCUCCAUCUUUGACUGACAGAGGAAGUUUGCCUUUUACUGAAGCCACCAUCAUGGAGGUGCAGAGACUGACUGCGGUGGUUCCUCUCAGCAUUCCUCACAUGGCGUCAGAGACAACAGUGUUCCGGGGCUUCACCAUUCCCAAAGGAACGGUCAUUAUGCCCAACCUGUACUCGGUCCACAGAGACCCCAGUGUGUGGGACGAUCCGGACGCCUUCAACCCGACCCGCUUCCUGGAUGGAGAGGGGAAACUGCUGAGGAGAGAGUCCUUCAUACCGUUUGGAAUCGGUCGCCGGGUGUGCAUGGGCGAGCAGCUGGCCAAGAUGGAGCUGUUCCUGACCGUCAGCGGUCUGCUGCAGGCCUGCACCUUCCGGCUCCCAGACGGGGCGCCCGCUCCGUCCCUGCACGGUCGCUUCGGCCUGACUCUGGCUCCCUGCCCCUUCGCCCUGUGCGUGAGCGCCCGCUGCGAAGACUCAUUCAGCCCCAACGCAUUCAGCUAGAGCGGCUGCUGCGACCUUCAGCGACCUAAAGAUGCUUCUCAGGCCUCCUGGAGAGACUCUGGGAGAGAUUUUAAACCAAAGAUUGUCUCUUUCGCAACAUCUUGUCUUUAAUUUCAAGAAUAUUUCUCUGAUUAGUCAAAAUACACAGCUCAAAAAAAUAAAGGGAACACUUAAACAGGUGUUUAACAC